UGCAGGCUGGGUGCUGCCAUCGCCGCGGGCUGAGCCCCCUGCGCCCGGCGGGGACGCCUUGGCAUCACCCCUGCCACCAUGCUGCCACCGCACCGGAGCCGGCCCCGCUGAGCCCAGAGCCGGAGAGAUUAUGGUCUGGCCCUUCCGGCAGCAGAGCCCUCCCUGAGCUGGCCGGCACCGGAGCUCGUCCCCUGGGAGGGGCCCAGCUGCUACCCCCCUAUCGCUGGCGGCAGCCCCCCUCCAAAGUGCCUCAUCCCCUCCCAACGAGCCCCAAGCAGCCCUGGGCUGCGGCCCCCGGCCUCGGCUCGCCCGUGCCCCCCGCUCGGUGCUGACAGCCCCGGGGAGGGGCAGAGGAGAGGCUUCGGGCUGAGAAACAACAGGAUGCGGUCCUGGCUUCGGGUGCUAGAGAUGAUGGGCUGAGAAUCCGUCCCGGAGGCACCCCAGGGCCAUGAGCUCGCUGUGCGGUCCUGACUCGGACAUCGCAGACUGGCUGGCCACCAUCCACCUGGAGAGGUACCGGGACAUUUUCAAGCAGCAUGGGAUCCAUGUGGCCCGAGAUGCCCUCGCGCUGGACGGUGAUCACCUGCAGCAGCUCGGCAUCACUGCCACCGGGCACCGCAAGAGGAUCCUGAACCUGGCGCAGCAGACGCGGCUGCGGGCGCAGCCCCGGGCAGGAGGCCCCCAUCCCCGAGCCCCCCCAGUGGGUGAGGAUGCCAUGAAAGCAGAGCCAGGAGCAGCCACCGAUGCUUUUGGGAUGCAGCAACGCGGCGCAAUGCCCAGCCACGCAUCUUCCCUAGAGAAGGACCCGGCCCCUCCCCUGGUGAAGCCCGUCCCCAAGCCCAGGACUGUUUUCUAUCGCCCCAAGUCGGAGCCAGGCUCGGCGCCCACACCACCGGCACGCGCCACGGCACCGGCACAGAGCCCCGAUGGGGCACCCACAGCCUUCGUGGUGCUGGAGGGCUUCGUGCCGGGGGAGAGCUCCACGGAUAUGGAGAGCCCAGGGACAGCUGCAGCCAUGGGCACGGGGACAUCCCGGCUGGAGGCACAGCUCCCCGCGGCCCCAGAUCACGGACAAGCCCUGGAUAUGUCAGAGAAACCCUUGCCGGGGGUCCCAUCCGUCCCGCCACGGCUCAGCCACAGGGUCGCAGUGGCCGAGCCCAGCCCUGCGAGCACACCAGAGGGACGCCCCUCGCUGCCGGGCGCGGGGCAGGGCAGGCUGGAGAUGGUGUCCAACGUCAUCUACGAGGGGCUCAAGCCACCACCAGCACCCACGGAGGACUCGGGAGGGGAGAAUGGUCCCCAGGGACGGGAUCUUGGUAACGAUCUGUCCUUGCAGGAGCUGACCCAGCCGGCCAAGAAGCCUGACAGUCCCAGCUGGCCCACAGGGGGGUUCCCCCCUGUCCCGCAGAGACCCACCGGCAAGCCAGAGGUCGGCGAGCCGCCCAUCAGCCCCUACGGUGAAACCACCUUUGGGCACGCGGUCCCAGCGCGGGAGCAGAAGGGCAUGGGCGUCCCCUCGGGGCAGAGCUACGAGGCGGUGGCUGAGCUGGAGCUGGAGCGAGAAGCCCGCAGGACGAGCAGCGAGUGCAGCAGCGAGGGAAGGAGUGAGGAUGAGGAGACGCGCGCCAGGCUCAUCGAACGCAUCGCCCAGAGCGACACGGAGGGAUACUCCACUGUGGAGGCCCCGCGGGCUGAGGGCACCCCGUUCAGCCUGCCACCCCAUCUCUACGCCGACGAGGUGCUGGACGACCUGACCAUCUCCCCCUAUGCGAGCUACACCUCGCUCUCCGAGCCCCGGCCCACCAUGCUCAGCGGUUGGCUGGACAAGCUGUCCCCACAAGGGAACUAUGUCUUCCAGAGGCGCUACGUCCGCUUCGAUGGGAAGAACCUGAUGUACUUCAGCAGUGAGAAGGAGCCCUACCCCAAGGGUGUGAUCCCGCUGUCCGUCAUCGAGAUGGUUCGCGCCAGCAAGGACAACAAGUUCCAGGUGGUCACCAGCCACCGGAUCUUCGUCUUCCGUGCCGAGAACGAGGCCCAGAGGAACGAGUGGUGCUCCACGCUGCAGAAGAAGGUGGCUGAUCAGCGCCUGGGGGGCUCCCGGCCACGGCCCCCCAACACGGCGCACUGCCAGAAGUCGGGGACCCUGGAGCUGAAGGGCCAGAAGUCCAAGGUGUUCGCAGCCCUCAGCCUGCCUGAGAUGUGGCUGUACAAGAGCGAGCAGUUCUUCAAGAUGGGCAUCGGCAUCUGCGUGAUCGAAAUGCGUGGCUCCACCAUCCGCGAGGCCAAGAACCGCAGCUUCGAGCUCAUCACCCCCUCCAAGAUAUUCAGCUUUGUGGCAGAAUCGGAGCGGGAUAAGCGGGAGUGGAUGGAGGCCCUGCAGGAGGCCAUAGCCGAGAUGCUCUAUGACUACGAGGUGGCAGAAAAGAUCUGGUCCAACAAAGCCAACAAGUACUGCGCAGACUGCCAGGCUCAGAACCCCGACUGGGCAUCCAUCAACCUCUGCGUGGUCAUCUGCAAGCAGUGCGCAGGACAGCACCGCAGCCUGGGCUCCAACAUCUCCAAGGUGCAAAGCCUGAAGCUCGACACCAGCGUCUGGUCCAAUGAAAUCGUGCAGCUCUUUAUCGUGCUGGGAAAUGACCGAGCCAACCGAUUUUGGGCUGCCCGCCUCCCCACCGCCGAGGCUCUCCACCCGGACGCCAGUGCCGAGCAGAGACGGGACUUCAUCGCCCGCAAGUACCGGGACGGGCGGUACCGCCUGCCCCAUCCCCAUUAUGCCACCCAGGAGGAAGUGCUCCAGGCACUGUGCGCUGCGGUGGCAGCACCAGGCUUGCUCAAGACCGUCCUGCAGUUCUUCUCCUCUUCAGAGGCUGGGCUGGCUGCUGACCCUGCAGCCUACGAGAUGGCCCCAGGGGCUGACCUAUGGUGGGAUCUGGAGACCAAAAGGCACAGGAAUCAUUCAGGGGAACCAGGUCCGGAGGGCGUCUACAAUGAAAUCACACAGCCGGUGACACACAGCGGGUACCUGCACCGGGCCACAGCUCCCCCCCGGCUCCCGGGCACCAAGAAGAGCAGAGAGGACUUCCAGCGCGUCUGGUGCUCACUGGAGAAGUCUCUGCUCUUCUUUGAGACGGAGAAAUGCACCGAGCCCCUGGGCCACAUCGAGAGUGGGGAGCUCCUCUCCCUGGGCGUGAGCAGAGCCCAGGCACCCACCAACCCUGGCGCUACUGAGAGGUUUCGCUUCACCCUCGAGCUCUUCCUCACUGGGGAAAAAGUGCAGCAGCUGGGGGCCGACAGUCCUGAGACACUGCAGGCAUGGGCAAGCACCAUCGGCAAGUGGUUCACUCCCGUGAGCUGUCACUGCCUGCUGGGCUACGAAUUCCAGCGAGCGGGCCAACUGCGCUACAAGUGCAUGCUCAACCCCGAGCGCUGGCAGCAAGCCUUCUUCAUCCUGCAGAAAGCCCACCUCUUCAUCUGCCCCGCCGAGGAGGAUGGGGCCGAGGACAGCAUCAACCUGCGGCGGCUGCAGGAGCUCAGUCUGGUGCCCCCCGCAGAUACGCUGGAGAAGAGGGAGAUGCUGCUGCUGGUGGAGAUGGGGAGGACGUUUUACCUGCAGGGCUUGUCGCGGGCGGACACGGCGGCAUGGUAUGCUGACAUCCAGGCAGCGGCAGGGGGCCGGGGCAACGCGCUGCGGGACCAGCAGCUGAGCCGCGGGGACAUCCCCAUCAUUGUGGACAGCUGCAUCGCCUUCAUCACGCAGUAUGGGCUGCGCCACGAAGGGAUUUACCGCAAGAACGGAGCCAAGUCCCGCAUCAAGGUACUGAUGGAGGAGUUCCGGCGGGACGCCCGCAACGUCAAACUGCGCAUCAGCGACAACUUCAUCGAGGACAUCACCGACGUGCUGAAGAGGUUCUUCCGUGAACUGGAGGACCCCGUCUUCACCCUGGAGCUGCACCCGCAGUGGAAGGAGGCUGCGAAGAUCUCCUCCAAGCCACAGCGCCUGGAGCGGUACAAGGAGCUCAUCCAUCGCCUGCCUCGCCUGAACCGCAAGACCCUGGCCGCGCUGAUCGGGCACCUCUACAGGGUGCAGAAAUGCGCAGACCUCAACCAGAUGACCACCAAGAACCUGUCGCUGCUCUUCGCACCCAGCCUCUUCCAGACCGAUGGCAAAGGCGAGCAUGAGGUGAAGGUGAUGGAAGACCUCAUUGACAACUACGUCAGCAUCUUCAAUAUUGACGAGGACCAGGUGUCCCAGAUGGAGCUGGAGAACAGUCUGAUCACCACUUGGAAGGACACCCAGCUCUCACAGGCUGGGGACCUCAUCAUCGAGGUGUACCUGGAGCAGAAGCUGCCCGACUGCUGUGUCACCCUGAAGGUGUCCCCCACGAUGACAGCGGAGGAGCUCACCAACCAAGUGCUGGAGAUGCGCAACGUGGCGACCAGCCUGGACAUCUGGCUAACCUUCGAGGUCCUGGAGAAUGGGGAGCUGGAGCGGCCCCUGCAUCCCAAGGAGAAGGUGCUGGAGCAGGCGUUGCAGUGGUGCAAGCUCCCAGAGCCCAGCGCCGCGUACCUGCUGGUGAAGAAGGUCCCCAUCGGCGAGGCCAGCUGCCUCUUCACAGGUGCCAAGCGUGAGACCCCCAAGUGUGGGCUGCUGAAAUGCCGCGAGGAGCCCCCCAAGCUGCUGGGGAGCAAGUUCCAGGAGCGCUACUUCGUCAUCCGGGACCGGCAGCUGCUGCUGCUCAAGGAGAAGAGGAGUGCCAAGCCAGAGCGCGAGUGGCCGCUGGACGCAGCCAAGGUUUACAUGGGCAUUAAGAAGAAGCUGAAGCCACCAGCACAGUGGGGCUUCACGCUGAGCCUGGACAAGCAGCAGCUGUACCUGGUGUGCUCGGGGCAGGCUGAGCUGUGGGACUGGACCACCAGCAUCCUCAAGGCUCAGCACGACGACCUGCGUCCCGUCAUCAUGCGCCGGCGCUCCUCCUCCGACCUCGCCAAGCAGAAAUUCGGCACCAUGCCCCUGGUGCCCCUGCACGGGGACAGCACCGACGCCACCAUGCUCUCCGCCAACCAGACCCUGCUCCGCCUGCACACACGAAGGACUUUGUCCAUGUUUUUUCCCAUGAAGGUGCACCAGGACUCCCUGGAGGAGGAGCAGCAGGAGAACGAGGCGGACGCCGAGCCCGUCUACGAGGAGGUGGGCAACUUCCCCGAGCUGGCGGCGCUGGAGCUGGAGCGGGGGCUGCUGGCGGACCCCUCGGCUGUGCCCCCGGUGGACAGGUCCAAGAAGCCGACCCCGGGCCCCGAGCACCCCCCGGCCCCGGCGCUGCGCUCCUCGCUGCCCGCCAGCCCCGCGCAGAGGCUGCCGGGCCUACCCGUCACCAAGGCCCUGUCCCUCGAGUGGGGCCUGAACCUGGAGUGUGACGCGGCCCCAUCCUGCGGGCCCAGAGCCACCCACACGGCCUCUCUGGAGAGGAACGUGGUGCCGUCUGCGGCACCGGCUGGGGACCAGGAGCCGGUGGCCACACCAGGGAGCAGCCCCAGCUCCGAGACCUCUGUGAGCAUCCCCAGGAAGAGGAGCAUGCAGCUCUCCUCGUCCAUCAACGAGAAGCUCAUCCAGGAGCUCAGCAGCAUCAUCCUCAGGAAGAACGAGGGCCAGCCGCCAGCGACGGGGCCGGGCCAGCCGGUGACAUGACCCGGGGUGGCACCGACCUGGGGGUCAAGUCACAUCUGGUGGCAGCGGUGACAGGGAGGGGACUGCAGAGCCGGCACCCUCCUCCUCCUCCCGGCCUCACCCCGGGGCCGGGCUGGGAGCGGGGACAGGUGGGGACCAGCAGCCGGCGCGGUGCCACCCCCUUGGGGGGACAGGGGACAAUGACGUGUGUGUCUGCGUGUGGGCAGCACACCCGCCGCCGCUGGGCUCAGCGCCGAGGGGAGCGAGUCAUAGGGAAAAUAAAAGCAGAACUGCGAUGCUCGUGAGCAUCAGACGGGGCACGUGGUGCCAGGGACACGAGGUGCGCAGGGUGCAGCCUUCCUCCCGCAUGAGCCCCCUGAGCUCUGCCCAGCAUCCCCUCCCCAGCCCCAGUCCCCUGGCGCAGGGUUGAGGCACCUGUGUGCCCCCCCCUUUCCCCUUCCUGCGCACAUCAUGGGGCAUUUCUGGGGGGUGUCCAGCAGAGAGGCUGGCCGCGUGUGCCCAGCGUGUGGUCCUGGCGAUGGAGGACGGGUCCUGCUCAUCUGGGGCAUUUAUACCUGCUCCUUGCACCAGCAGGGAGAAAUAAAGGUUUAUUUGGA
Molecule: messenger RNA, 6282 nt
Organism: Cygnus olor (mute swan)
Lineage: Eukaryota; Metazoa; Chordata; Aves; Anseriformes; Anatidae
Gene: ARAP3
Product: ArfGAP with RhoGAP domain, ankyrin repeat and PH domain 3
Exons: 35
Coding region: 449-5686 (1745 amino acids)
Biological process (GO): signal transduction; positive regulation of GTPase activity
Molecular function (GO): phosphatidylinositol-3,4,5-trisphosphate binding; protein binding; GTPase activator activity
Source: RefSeq, a predicted model, not a curated record